Molecule: messenger RNA, 3623 nt
Organism: Cryptomeria japonica (Japanese cedar)
Lineage: Eukaryota; Viridiplantae; Streptophyta; Pinopsida; Cupressales; Cupressaceae
Product: pentatricopeptide repeat-containing protein At2g13600
Exons: 1
Coding region: 323-3250 (975 amino acids)
Biological process (GO): RNA modification
Molecular function (GO): RNA binding; protein binding
Source: RefSeq, a predicted model, not a curated record
AGUAGUGAGGAGCAAAGGAAAUGGUCUAUUUGAGUGACCAUAAUGUGGUUUCACUGACUGGAAUUUUCUGGAAUUUUAAGUAUCACGAGGUUUUUUCUUUACCAUUUGCUGGAUUGGGUGGCUAAAUUAUAGCCAUGGCAAAGAAGGGACUAACUCGCUGGCUAAAUUGGAGCACUUGGUGCGUGCUUGGAAGGAAAUGCAGCUGUAGCUUUGAAAGCUGCUUAGAUACUGUGAAAAUGGAAACUGCAGAGGAGUUGAAAUCCGGCAAUGGAAAUUCAAAUCCAAUAUACCGAUAUCACCCCUGGCAAACCAUGUAUGAGGUAUGAUACACGGAUAUAAAAUUAAUGGCUUUAAUCAGUGUGGUAGAAACAGAAUUGCAAAGAAUAAGAGCUCAAUCUUUAAUCACAGUCAUACUAUGCCAUCCACCAUCCAUCUCAAACGCAGUCUCAAUUUCCAAGAAUUGGGUAGAGAAUUUCGGUUGAAUGCUGUGCUACACAUUGUGGCUACCCCACAUAAAAUCACUGUAGACUCUCGUACACAGGUUCAAUCACUCCACACCUACGUUUAUGAGAAUGUGCUUUCACAGGGGCAGCAAAUCCAUUCUGUCAUCAGUCACAGAGGAUUUGCAGUUGUUAAACCCACAUUUUUUCAAAAUAAUCUAAUCAGCAUGUAUGCUAAAUGUGGUGGUUUGAAUGGUGUUCGGAAAGUGUUUGAUGAAAUGACGGAACAAGAUGGCUUCUCAUGGAAUGUGAUGAUCUCAGCUUACCGAAGACAUGGGUGUGCUCACGAGGCAUUGACAUUGUUUCACCAAAUGCAACCAUCAUGUACCCAACCUGACCAAUUCACCUUUUCCAGCAUUCUCCCUGUCUGUGCUGAAAUACGAGCUUUGGCGCAGGGUGUGGAUAUUCAUCGAAGCGUAAUCGAAAGAGGAUAUUUGUCAGAUGUUGUGGUUGCCAGUGCCCUGAUAGACAUGUAUGCAAAAUGUGGAAGUAUACAAAAGGCACGGGAACUGUUUGACAAAAUGCCUCAAAAAAAUGUGGUUUCAUGGAAUUCGAUGAUUGCAGGAUAUGUACAAAAUGGUGACCUUGACGAGGCGUUGAGGUUUUUCAAAGAAAUACCUGAAAGAAAUGUUGUCUCAUGGAAUGCGAUGAUUGCAGGGUAUGCACAAAAUGGAAUUGUCGAAAAGGCCUUGACGCUAUUUUACCAAAUGCAACAAACAGGUGUCCAACCUGAUCAGUUCACCUUUGCCAGCAUCCUCCCAGCCUGUGCCAAAAUAGGAGCUAUGGAACAGGGUAUGCAUAUCCAUCAAAACAUAGUAGAAAGUGGUCUUUUAUCAGAUGUUGUUGUUGCAAGUGCCUUGAUAGACAUGUACGCAAAAUGUGGAAAUACACAAAAAGCUCGGGGACUGUUUGAGAAAAUACCUAAAAGAAAUGUGGUAUCAUGGAAUGUAAUGAUUGCCGGAUAUGUGCAAAAUGGUGUACUUCAUGAGGCUGUAAGGCUGUUCAAAGAAAUGCCUAGACGAGAUGUGGUCUCAUGGAACACCAUGAUUGCAGGAUAUGCACAAAGUGGACUUGUUGAAAAAGCCAUGGAGACUUUUAAGAAGAUGCAAUUGACAGGUGUAACGCCAAAUUCCAUAACCUUUACCAGCAUACUCACAGCUUGUGCCGCAAUGAGAGAUUUAGAAAAGGCCAUGGACAUCCAUAAAAGCAUUAUUGAAAGCGGAUUUUUUUUAGACGCUGUAGUUGCCAGUGGCCUGAUAGAUAUGUAUGCAAAAUGUGGAAACAUACAGAAGGCACGUGAACUGUUUGACAAAUUGUCUCAACGAGAUGUUGUAUCAUGGAAUGCCAUGAUUGCAGGUUAUACACAAAAUGGUAUUCUUGGUGAUGCAUUGAGUCUUUUCAAACAAAUGCCUGGACGAGAUGUAGUCUCAUGGAAUGUGAUAAUUGCAGGAUAUGCACAAAAUGGGCUAGUUGAAAAGGCCUUGGAGACUUUUAAGCAGAUAGAAUUCGCAGGCGUAAAGUCAAAUUCCACAACCUUUGCCAGUAUCCUUCCAGUCUGUACCAAAGUAGGUGCUCUGAGAAACGGUAUGGACAUCCACCAAAGAAUUAUCAAAAAUGGAUUUUUGUCAGAUGUUGUACUUGUUAGUACUCUGACAGACAUGUAUGCCAAAUGUGGAAGCAUACACGAGGCACGUGAACUGUUUGAAAAAAUACCCCUCCGUGAUGCGAUUUCAUGGAACGCGAUGAUCACAGGAUAUGCACAAAAUGGUGCUCUUGAUGAGGCUUUAAGACUUUUUAAACAAAUGCCUCAACGAGAUGCAGUCUCAUGGACUGCAAUGGUUUCAGGAUAUGCACAAAAUGGACUUGGUGAGAAGGCCUUGGAGACUUUCAAGGAAAUGCAAUUGGUAGGGAUCCAGCCUGAUCAGUUUACCUUUGCCAGCAUCCUGCCAACCUGUGCUAAAAUGGGAGCUUUGGAACAGGGCAUUGAAAUCCAUCAAAGUACAAUCGAAAGUGGAUUUUUGUCAGAUGUUGUAGUUGUGAGUGCCCUUGUAGACAUGUAUGCAAAAUGUGGAAGCAUACAAAAGGCUCGUAAACUAUUUGACAACAUGAAUCAACGAGAUGCAGUCUCAUGGAAUGCAAUUAUUGCAGGAUAUGCAUUUCAUGGCUUUCACAUGGAUGCUUUCCAACUCUUUGAAUUAAUGAAACUCUCUGGAGCAUGCCCUGACCGUAUAAGCUUCAUUUGUGUUUUAUUUGCAUGCAGCCAUGCAGGGUUGGUAGAUGAGGGCUGUAAAUAUUUCAAUGACAUGAUUAACUCUCAUUGUUUUAUCCCUACAAUUGAUCAUUAUGUAUGCAUUGUUGACCUUGUUGGCCGUGUUGGUUAUCUUGAGGAAGCUUUAAACUUUAUCAUCAAAAUGCCAGUUAAACCUGUGGCGGUUGUGUGGAUUUGUAUGCUUGGGGCUUGUAGAUCACAUAAUAAUGUAGGGCUUGGAGUAUUUGCAGCAACUUGCCUUUUUGAGAUGGAUCCAAAAUCUGCUGCACCUUAUGUUCUUCUCUCAAAUAUCUAUGCAGAAGGGGGCAGAUGGAUUGAAGUUCAAAAGGUGAGGAGAUUGAUGAAAGAUAGAGGAAUAAAAAAGACACCUGGAUGUAGUUGGAUUGAAAUCCAUAAAAUUGUACAUGUUUUUUUUGUAGAAAGCGGAUCACACCCACAAACUCAUGAGAUCUAUGGAAAGCUGGACAAAUUGUCUACGUAGAUGAGGUAAGCAGAUUAUUCUCCAAAUGCAAGGCAUGUACUGAAUGAUAUGGGGGAGUAAAAGGAGAUUCUCACCUGCCACAGUAAUGAGAAAUUGGCAGUAGCAUUUAAAUGGUAAACAUGUCUGUUAAUUAUCCGAGUUGCCAAGAGCCUUUGAGUAUGUGUCAAGAUUGUCAAACUGCGCCCUAAUUUAUCUCCAAGAUCAUUUCAAGAGUUGUCAGAGAUGUGAACUGCUUUAAUCAUUUCAAGCAAGGACAAUGUUCAUGUGGAGAUUAUUAGUGAUGCUAAGUCAAGAAAGCAUAGGCUUGCCCUAUAACAGGGUACAUUGUAUCAAACUUUUAGGGACAAGCAGCAAUCAAGUUUUAUUUUCAGUC